Messenger RNA from Nymphaea colorata (pocket water lily), 667 nucleotides. RefSeq lists its product as uncharacterized. The record is from RefSeq and is a predicted model, not a curated record. The coding region runs from base 114 to 497 and encodes 127 amino acids. The transcript is spliced from 5 exons. NCBI's taxonomy places the organism in Eukaryota, Viridiplantae, Streptophyta, Magnoliopsida, Nymphaeales, Nymphaeaceae.
AACGUGAACCAACUGCCGUUCUUUUUUCCUGUCCCGAUGGGUCGCCACAGCAUAUGGAGGCAGAAAGAAGAGGGACUUGAGGGCGGGGAAGCGAGGAGGACUCUGACCGCUGUAUGUUAAACAGAUACCCAAGGAAAGGGGGAAGACAGAGAAAAAGCAAGAUGGAUCCGGCAAUCUGGCACAAGGUGGCUGGUAUUUCCGGUGUAGCUGCUCUUGGCCUUGGGACUUACGGUGCCCACGUCUUCAAGCCCAAGAACCCUGCAUACAAAGAGGUUUGGCAUACCGCAUCCCUGUAUCAUCUGGUCCACACAGCAGCCUUGCUCGCGGCUCCUCUUACCAAGCACCCCAACCUGUUUGGUGGCCUUAUGACUGCUGGAAUCGUUCUCUUCUCGGGAACAUGUUACACAGUGGCUUUUCUUGAAGAUAGAAAAUAUUCUCAUACAGCACCUAUAGGUGGAUUUGCAUUUAUUGGAGCUUGGGCAACUCUCCUCUUUUGAGAUGAAACAGCAAAUUUCCGCAAUGUUGAUGUCAAUAAAGCUGCAGACUUCAGAAAAUAGCAAAGCUGUUGUAUGCCAACUUCGGUUGUGUUAUUCUUGUGCUUUGCACCUUGUGUACAAGAGAUAAUUUCCCAACAGCAAUCACGUUAGGACUCUUCUACCUUUCUCUC